This is a messenger RNA of Colletotrichum navitas, 198 nucleotides long. RefSeq lists its product as uncharacterized. NCBI's taxonomy places the organism in Eukaryota, Fungi, Ascomycota, Sordariomycetes, Glomerellales, Glomerellaceae. The transcript is spliced from 2 exons. The record is from RefSeq and is a predicted model, not a curated record. The annotation marks the transcript as partial.
AAUCUAUCUCGACCGCUAUACGCCAUUACGUGUGGUGAUCUGGGUUCUGACGCCGUGUCAAUCCGAAGGAAUCUAGAUAAGCACUUCAAGCUCGCCCAUCGGUGGAAUUGUGUCCUACUUCUUGACGAGGCCGACGUGUACCUAGCGGAACGUAACAUCAACGAUCUGGACCGCAAUGGGAUUGUGUCAGGUUCGUAA